Clarias gariepinus (North African catfish) is the source of this 3589-nucleotide messenger RNA. RefSeq names its product solute carrier family 2 member 1b (gene slc2a1b). The coding region runs from base 261 to 1736 and encodes 491 amino acids. Lineage: Eukaryota; Metazoa; Chordata; Actinopteri; Siluriformes; Clariidae. The transcript has 10 exons. Gene Ontology annotation, molecular function: hexose transmembrane transporter activity. Gene Ontology annotation, cellular component: apical plasma membrane; basolateral plasma membrane. Gene Ontology annotation, biological process: response to insulin; monosaccharide transmembrane transport. The record is from RefSeq and is a predicted model, not a curated record.
ACUUCGGCGGCGAGACAGUAAGAGACAGCUUAAUAGGAAAGAGGAUAAACCAGAAGACCGGGACAUCAAACAUUCUGCAGAUAUUGCUUAAAGAUAUUUUAGCUGUAGUCAGGUGGAAAAAAAAUAUUAGCCUGCACAUUUUACAAUUUAUUUGAUUGUAUUUAUUUUCACUGAAUACGACAUUUUUAAAAAAUUAACUCGUGUACAAAAGAAGAGAAUUCGCUCUCCUUCAGAUAUCUCUUCGAGCUCUAAACGACUCCAUGGAAAAAGAAAAGAAAGUGACCCUCCAGCUGUUGCUGGCUGUGGGAACAGCUGUGAUCGGCUCUCUUCAGUUCGGUUAUAACACAGGUGUCAUCAACGCACCUCAGAAGAUCAUCGAGAGCUUCUACAAUGAAACGUGGUUCGACAGAUAUAAUGAACCCAUACCUGAGGCAUCUCUCACAACACUGUGGUCAAUCUCUGUGGCCAUCUUCUCUGUGGGGGGGAUCGUUGGCUCCUUCUCCGUUGGUCUCUUUGUCAAUCGCUUCGGAAGGAGGAACUCGAUGCUCAUGGUUAACGUGCUAGCCUUCAUCUCAGCAGCACUGAUGGGCUUCUCUAAAAUUGCAGCCUCAUGGGAAACCUUAAUCAUUGGCCGUUUCAUAGUGGGGCUUUACUCUGGACUUUCCACUGGGUUUGUACCCAUGUAUGUGGGUGAAGUAUCGCCGACGUCCCUCCGAGGAGCCUUGGGAACUCUGCAUCAGCUCGGCAUUGUUAUCGGCAUCCUUAUAGCACAGGUGUUUGGUCUGGAGGCGAUUAUGGGAAAUGCAAAUAUGUGGCCUUUCCUAUUGGCCUUUACCUUCGUUCCAGCACUUUUGCAGUGUUUCCUCUUACCCCUCUGCCCUGAGAGUCCUCGCUAUCUCCUCAUCAAUUGCAAUGAAGAGAACAAAGCCAAAUCAGUGUUGAAAAAACUGCGUGGAACAACGGAUGUGAGUGCAGACAUGCAGGAGAUGAAGGAGGAAAGCAGGCAAAUGAUGAGGGAGAAGAAAGUGACCAUCCUAGAGCUGUUCCGCUCCCCAAUCUACCGGCAGCCUUUAAUUAUUGCCAUCGUACUGCAGCUGUCACAGCAACUGUCUGGCAUCAACGCUGUCUUCUACUUUUCCACAAGCAUCUUUGAGUCAGCCGGUGUGGCGCAGCCUGUGUACGCCACUAUCGGUGCAGGAGUCGUAAACACGGCGUUCACUGUGGUGUCGCUGUUUUUAGUGGAGAGAGCUGGACGCAGGUCCCUACACCUGGUAGGACUUCUGGGUAUGGCUGUGUCUGCUGUCCUAAUGACCAUUGCUCAAGCACUGCAGGUUCAGAUCCCGUGGAUGUCAUACAUGAGCAUAUUUGCUAUUUUUGCCUUUGUGGCAUUCUUCGAAGUCGGACCAGGCCCCAUCCCUUGGUUCAUCGUAGCUGAGCUGUUCAGUCAAGGCCCUCGACCAUCUGCUAUUGCCGUGGCUGGUUUCUGCAACUGGACGGCCAACUUCAUAGUGGGAAUGUGCUUUCAGUAUGUGGCGAACCUCUGUGGUCCAUAUGUCUUUAUAAUUUUUACUAUCCUGUUGCUGUUCUUCUUCAUUUUCACGUACUUCAAAGUCCCAGAGACAAGAGGCCGGACAUUUGAGGAGAUUGCUGCCGGUUUCUCCCAGCAACCUGUUACUCGUGGGGAGAAAGCGUCACCUGAAGAGCUGAACAGCUUGGGCGCUGAUUCUGAGCUCUGAGCCACAGCUUCUUCAUUCCCUCACCCUCCUUGACACAACUACUGAGAGAGAGGAACAUGAUGGAAAUCAAAUUUCUCUCUCUCUCUCUUUCUGCUGAAUACCAAACAGUUUGAGGCCGCUGUUCUUCCAUUAUCUUGCUUGUACAUAAAUGGCAGGAGGAGAGAAUGAAUUUUUAAAGAUUUCCAACAUUGUUUUAUAUGUACAUCAGAAAAUAUUUAACUUUUUUUUUAACCUUUGUAUCUGUUACCGUGUCUAAACAAAACAUAUUUUUAUAAUGAUCAUUCCUGUUGUCCACCAGCAUACUUUUCUCGAGAACUGAAAAGUGACCUUAAUUGCUUAAAGUUCACAUACUGUACUGAAUUCCAUGUAAAUGUAUUUUCCUUGAAUUCUGUGCUCUUGCCCCCCCCCCCUUUCAUUUCAGUACUAUCAAAAUGGGUUAUAUUUAUUUUGCAAACCAUUUUAUCUUGUCUUUAACCAUGAUUUUAAACAAGCAGCGCUCCAUGGUCCAGAGUAUGAUGCUUAGCUCUGUUUACUGUGUCUAGUUAUACAGUUCCCUCCCACCCCUAAAAACACUUUGCCCCUAGGUAGAUCUGUGUGUGUCUGUGUGUGUUAUACACAGUACUUUCACAUGCGGAUCCACCAGACACCCCUUACUCGUCUCAGUGGUUAUGCACAAUAAACUUUUAGUCCUAUAUGUUUGUUAUAAUUAAGAAUGUAUUUACAUGUUCUUUAAAUUUCCUAAACAAAAAAUGAGUUGCACUGACAUUUAGAAACAUUUUUUAAAUAUACUAAGCUAUCCUCAUCAUGUUUGCCCGCAUCUCAGGAUAUUGUUAAUACUUUACAGCAGGACAAGAGAAUGCACAGAUAAACCAUGAUACUGUAGCACAAACUGUGUCACUCUGCUUGUGGGACGUCACACUGCAGAGAAACAUUUAUAAAGAUUUUCUUACACAGUUGUUAUAUGGUCUUAUAAAAUGUUUGAGUAGUACACACAUGUAAACAAAGGCAUAUACUUCAGUUCCCAUCCCAUGACAUAUACAUCACCAUAAAGAUCUUUUAAAAAGAAACCAGCAAGUUGAGAGCUUUAUACUUCCUAUUUUAUGGUGUGUUUUUUUUAAGAUAAAGAUUUUAUCCUUUUCUAAAGGUCUUUUUAUCUUUCAUACCUCAUCUGGUCCUUUUAAACCUAACACAGUGUGUUUUGUUACUUAGACAGAUAAAAGCAUUCAAAUGUAGAACGACUGAAAUAUUGACAUUUUGCACACUUCCCAAACCUUGUAAUGCUCACUACUUCAUGCAGAAGACAUUAGUCAUGAAAGAAAAAAACAAAACGACCAUUGCAUUCUGAAUUUAGAUCCUGAAUGACCAGUUUUAACAACACAUGGCAUGGUGUGAGCAUUCCAGAAAGUGUGUGAGUGUCAUGUUGCACUUGUAAAGCACUGUAUCAUGUCAAAGAGUAUCAAGCUUUGGCUUCCCAGAUGUUCUUUGUCUCUUGCAAUGUCUUGUGACCUCUUUGUACCUGAAAGGAUCAGUGUAAAUCAUAAUGGACACAAGGUCAGCUUUUCUUUGCCUUAAAGCAAUAAGUGCCCACGACAAUAUUCAUAAAUAGAAUGGUUUAAUGUUUUGGUUUUCUCAAGCUUUAUGGUUUUGAUGUCCUUUUAUUGUUUUUUUUCUUUUUUUUUUACAAGUUUUUUGUCCACAAUAUUAAGACUCACUUUUUUUAAUUAGACUAUAAUGCUGUAUUACUGUAAAAAUAGAUACAAUGUUGUAUAGUUUUACUGUAAAAUAUUUAUUAGUUUGUUUAAUUUAUUUAGUUGAACCUAUCUUGUUUUAUUUCAAUAAAAUAUUAAAAGAAA